GCCCGGUACACAAGAGAGUGACCUGCCAACCUGCGCGCUCGCUCGCUCGCUCUCUCGUUCUCUUGCUCUCUCUCGCCCGAACGUUCGACCGACCGACGGAGCGGCCGGCUUGCGUUCACCUGCGCGCAAGGUUGCUGCGGGAGAAGCAUAGCGGCGGCGACGGCGGCGCGCGGUUCUUCUGAGUUCUUCGCGUGAACCGACCACGAGCGAGAACGCGACGAACGCUCCGGCGUGGACGCGUCGCGAUCAGCGCGCGUUGCGAGCGAGCGAGCGAGUGAGUGAGUGAGUGAGUGAGUGCGUGCGUGCGUGAGUGCGUGCGUGCGUUCGCCGUCCGGUCAGCUACGUUGUUUUCCACGUAGCUUCGCGUUCAGCAUUAUCGCCGAUAUACGCGGUGAUACACAGGUCGAGGAACCAACCGAUCGAGCGAACGUAGCAGACGGGCGGCCGAACGACCUGACACACAACAGAGAGACAUGGACAUCGAUCCGGCUGAUCAUGUCGAGAACUUGCACGAUGACAAGCCCGAGAAAUUAGGGAGGAAUUUUCAUAAUAUAGGACAUCAUCCAGCCAUGAGAGAUGUAGAUCAAAAUAAUCACAUUGAGAUGCAUGACGACAAGAUGGACCUCAAGAUAGGAAGAGACUUUCGUAAUCUCGGCCAUCAUCCUGGAAUGGUUCAUUUGCAUUCUGGCUUGGAGCAUUUGACUAAUGUUGAUGUUGAGGUGAAAUUAGCGAGGGACGUUCGCGGCUCAUUAGGUUUAGGGCUGUCCUUAGAACUUUGUGUAGUUUGUGGAGACAGAGCUAGUGGCAGGCAUUAUGGAGCAAUCAGCUGCGAGGGUUGCAAAGGUUUUUUUAAGCGCAGCAUCCGCAAGCAGCUGGGCUACCAAUGUAGAGGAAGCAAAAGCUGCGAAGUUACCAAACAUCACAGAAAUCGUUGUCAGUAUUGUAGACUUCAGAAAUGCUUGGCGAUGGGUAUGAGAAGCGACUCUGUACAACAUGAGAGAAAACCGGUGUUGGGUGAUUCGACUGGGACAAAAGUUGGCAACCGUAACCCUAGGGUAAAACCUGAGCCGCAACAGCCUGCGCCCGAGACACUGCCGACUUGGGAGCAACCCGAGAGUCCUAGCAUGGAAGACCAAAGCAGCGAUAGUGACGCUCUCAGCGAUGCUUUGACCUUAGCUCGUGAGCGUUUACUUCUUUCUCAUGCGUUAGCAGAUAGCAUGGCUAAAAUCAUUGGUGAUAAUGUUAAUGGCUCGAGCGAACCGGAGGAAGAAUGGACCGGCCAAUUAAUCUCUGAGCGAAAUACGUUGUUUGAAUUGAGGGCGCCUAGCCCAGCACCUGUGUAUUUAUCUAUUCACUACAUAUGUGAAAGUGCAGCUAGACUAUUAUUCUUGUCUGUACAUUGGGCACGAGGAAUUCCAGCAUUUCAAGCUUUGCCAUCUGACGUUCAAACUACUUUAGUUCGAAGUUCCUGGGGACAAUUGUUCACAUUAGGUCUGGCACAAUGUGCAUAUACCUUGUCACUUCCUAGUAUUUUGACGUCGAUAAUUAAUCACUUGCAAGCUAGUAUCGCACAAGAGAAAGUCACUGCUGGCAAAGUAAAAUGCGUUACAGAACAUAUAUGGAGACUACAGGAUUGUGUAAAUUCACUGCACAAGCUGCAAGUGGAUUCCGUCGAAUACGCAUAUCUUAAAGCUUUAACGCUUUUUAGUGCCGAUAAUGUCUUAGCAGGCAUCUGGCAUAAGAAAGUUGAAGUCUUGCAGGAAGCAGCAUGGACGGAGCUGCAGCAACGUGUAGGCUCCGAUAGAUUACCUCGCCUUCUGUUGAGGCUAGCACCUCUCCGCUCAAUUAAUCCUAGAGUUCUGGAGGAUCUCUUCUUCUCGGGUCUCAUUGGUCGAGUAAGCGUGGCUAGCGUCGUGCCUUAUAUCCUUACCAUGCAAGAUUAUAAAACUGAACCAGAGAGUCAUGUAGGGUGACGAAUAUUGUCAGUGCAAUAUAAAUCGUGACCUAAAAGAGUGAUAUAAACGUAAAUGUUGGAUGCCUCGUUUUAGUACAACGAAAAUCUUUAUCCAAACGCGAACCGUUGACAUAAUUUUUAUUUUCGCAUUUCCCUUUUUCUUUUCGAAUAUUUGCACAAGAAUAUGACGCAAUGAUGAG
Molecule: messenger RNA, 2154 nt
Organism: Mycetomoellerius zeteki
Lineage: Eukaryota; Metazoa; Arthropoda; Insecta; Hymenoptera; Formicidae
Product: orphan steroid hormone receptor 2-like
Exons: 8
Coding region: 474-1973 (499 amino acids)
Biological process (GO): regulation of DNA-templated transcription
Molecular function (GO): sequence-specific DNA binding; zinc ion binding; DNA-binding transcription factor activity
Source: RefSeq, a predicted model, not a curated record